This is a messenger RNA of Ornithodoros turicata, 1299 nucleotides long. RefSeq lists its product as uncharacterized. Lineage: Eukaryota; Metazoa; Arthropoda; Arachnida; Ixodida; Argasidae. The record is from RefSeq and is a predicted model, not a curated record. The transcript has a single exon. Bases 1 to 1299 code for a protein of 432 amino acids.
AUGCCACUCCCACGGAGUCGAAAAAAUCAGCAUAGGGUCGUGCGGUGGAGCAACAGUCACCAAGGCAUUGAGCAAAACUUCGGUCAAGCUGGAACUACACAGGGCACUGCCGUAGAAAUUGACGUCCUGCAAACGCAGCAAAUAUGCGCCAACGUACUUCCUGCCAUCGGUCAAGAGCAUCUCAAGGGCACUUUCCUACUUGAGGAAGCAUCGAAUGUCACCACAGCAGAUCAAGAACUUCCUAUCUCCAUUCUCAUUGGGACCGAGUGGUACUGGAGACUCGUGCAAGAUGACAUCAGGAGAAUUAAUGAUGAUUUAGUCUGUGUCCCCACCGAAUUAGGAUGGUUUAUGCAUGGCGUUGUAAACGACACGAUGAAUUCUCAAGCCCAGGAGCAAGCUGUAAUCGUCUGUGUCCGGCAAGGCCUGCAACGUCAAUUCAUUAACAACAUUUGGGGUCCAGAGGACGAAGCCGAUUACGACGACAAAACCGCAGGUGAGGUAUUGAACAGGUUUAAUAGUACAGUCAGGAACGUCAACGGAAGGUACGAAGUACGGCUACCUUGGAAAGACGACAUAGACCUUGUAACAAAUGAACGAAACGCACGGAAAAGACUUAAAGGUUUGACGGACCGUUUACUUCGUACGCCCGACCUGCUCAAGACGUAUGAUGAUGCUAUCCGCAAAUAUCUAAUUGACGGCGUCGCAGAAAAGGUGCCAGAGAACGAAUACAAUCCCGAUCAAGUUAAUAGACCAGUGUACUACUUACCUCACCACGCGGUCAUUCGCACGGACCGCAUUACAACGGAAUGUCGUAUCGUGUUUGACGCUUCCGCUCAUGAAACUCAAGAGAUCAGCUUGAACGAGAAUCUUCACAUCGGACCCAAUAUGAACCCGAAUGUAAGCGUUCUCCUACUGAGAUUUAGGCUACAUACUGUUGCUUUUACUGCCGACAUAGAAAAGGCAUUCCUCCACAUACUCAUCCACAAAAGAGACCGAGAUGCCCUGCGAUUCCUCUGGUAUCAAGCUAUGCCCACAGGAGUGGACGAUAAGUUGGAAAUAUGGCGAAUGACGAGAGUCACAUUCGGGACCGGUACUAGCACAUUCCUGUUGGCGGCGACAUUGAAGAAACUGCUGAGAGAGUCCGAAGUAGACUAUCCGGAAACAACAAGACUGUUGAAAGAUUGUACCUAUGUCGAUGAUUUUAUAUCUGGUGCUGACUGCGAGGAAGCCGCUAUCAACGUGUACAACGAGGUGAAGAAUAUAAUGCAGAAGGGACCCCAAUGCAGGGGUCCCAAGUAA